Messenger RNA from Mugil cephalus (flathead mullet), 6010 nucleotides. It is a transcript of the gene tbc1d8b, whose product is annotated as TBC1 domain family member 8B. The record is from RefSeq and is a predicted model, not a curated record. The transcript is spliced from 21 exons. Lineage: Eukaryota; Metazoa; Chordata; Actinopteri; Mugiliformes; Mugilidae. Bases 130 to 3534 code for a protein of 1134 amino acids. Gene Ontology annotation, molecular function: calcium ion binding.
UGUCGACGUGGGAAGGAAGGGAGGGAUUCGGACACAAACAAAUGUCCACGGGUUCACUGCUGGAGCCUCGUUACAGACAACCGUAACAUGCCAGCUGGAUUUAACAGAUAACUCUGUGACAUUUGAAACAUGUGGCUCAAACCUGAAGAGAUUCUGCUGAAAAACGCGUUCAAACUGUGGGUCACCGAGAAGGAUAAUGAGUAUUUCGUACUGCAAAGGAGGCGAGGGUACGGAGAAGGUGGUGGCGGUUUGACAGGCCUCCUUGUGGGAACUCUGGAUACCGUGCUGGACUCCACAUCCAAAGUUGCUCCCUUCCGUAUUCUGCACCACACACCAGACUCGCAAGUGUACUGGUCGAUAGCAUGUGGCGUUACCAAGGAGGAGAUUGUUCAGCACUGGGAUUGGCUCCAGCAGAACAUCAUGAGAACACUGUCUGUUUUUGACUCCAGCGAAGACAUCACCAGCUUUGUGCAGGGCAAGAUUAGAGGUCUUAUUGCUGAGGAAGGGAAGACAUCACUGGUGCUGGAGGAGGAUCCUGAGAAGUUCAGAGAAGCACUCUUGAGGUUUGAGAAGUGGUUUGAGCUGCCACCGGAGGAAAAGUUGGUCACAUAUUACUCAUGCAGCUACUGGAAAGGAAAAGUGCCUUGCCAGGGCUGGCUCUACCUCAGCACCAACUUCCUGUGCUUUUAUUCAUACCUUCUGGGAUCUGAGGUGAAACUGGUCAUCUCCUGGGAUGAGAUCUGGAGGCUGGAGAAAACCUCGAAUGUUAUUCUGACUGAGAGCAUCCACGUUUUGGCUCAUGGAGAGGAUCAUUACUUCUCCAUGCUGCUGCACCUUAAUGAAACAUUUGUUAUCAUGGAGCAGCUGGCUGACUACUCCAUCAAGCGUCUUUUCGAUAAAGAGGCUUUUCAGAGGGAGCCAGCGCUCUCCGACCCCCUACAAAUUACUAAGAGAGGCCUGGAAACUCAUGCAAAGAGUGAGCAGUUCCGGACAUUUUUCAGGCUUCCUAAAGAGGAAAACCUGCUAGAGGUGCAUGAGAGCUUCCUGUGGGUGCCCUUCAGCCACUUUAACACUCUUGGAAAGAUCUGCCUGUCUGAAAACUACCUGUGUUUUGCCAGCCAGGACGGAAGCCAAUGCCAUGUCAUCAUUCCAAUGCGAGAGGUUGUUAAUGUAGAGAAGCCAGAUUCCAGCAGCAGAGCUUUAACCGUGUGUGUGCGUGGCAGGAGGGCGUUGCGUUUCUCUGAGGUUCGGGAUUACCAGCGCCUUGCAAACACAAUCCGUAGCAGGUGUGGGAUCAGUGCCAGCCCACAGCACUCUGCUUCAUCAGAGACCAUACGAGGGGAAUGUCAGUCACUCAUAAACCACUUCGAGGACAAUCCAGAGGACGUGACUCUAAUGGUGGGACAGAAAGACAGCAGCAAGGCCGUGAGCACUGAGGCUCUCAUGACUGUUUUCCACCCCCAGGAUGUGGAAAACCUUGAUCCCAAAAUGCUUAAAGAGAAGAUGAAGGAGCAGUCUUGGAACAUCCAUUUCUCUGAAUAUGGACGCGGUACCAGUAUGUUCUUCACCAGAAAGACCCGGGACUUGAUUGUCCGUGGUGUUCCUGAAGCCCUCAGGGGAGAGCUGUGGAUGCUUUUUUCAGGAGCUGUAAACGACAUGGCCACUCACCCCGGCUAUUACACUGAGCUGGUUGAGCAGUCUCUGGGCACAAGCACUCUAGCUACAGAUGAGAUCGAAAGAGACUUGCACCGCUCUCUGCCUGAACACCCUGCCUUUCAGAGUGACACAGGAAUCUCAGCCCUACGCAGGGUUCUUACUGCCUACGCCUCCAGGAACCCUAAGAUUGGAUACUGCCAGGCCAUGAACAUUCUCACCUCAGUUCUUCUGCUCUAUGCAAAAGAAGAGGAAGCUUUCUGGCUGUUGGUAGCCGUCUGUGAAAGGAUGCUGCCGGAUUACUUUAACCGCCGAAUUAUUGGUGCUUUGGUGGACCAGGCUGUGUUUGAGGAUCUGAUUCGAGAAAACCUGCCCCAGCUGGUGGAGCACAUGACAGACCUGAGUUUCUUCUCGUCCGUGUCCCUGUCCUGGUUUCUCACACUAUUCAUCAGUGUCCUGCCCAUAGAGAGCGCUGUGAACGUGGUGGACUGUUUCUUCUACGACGGCAUAAAAGCCAUCCUGCAGCUCGGCCUGGCCGUGCUGGACUACAACAUGGAGGCUCUGAUCACCUGCCAUGAUGAUGCAGAGGCCGUCACCAUCCUCAAUAAGUUCUUUGAUAGUGUGACAAACAAAGACAGCCCUUUGCCUCCCACAGUGCAGCAGGCUUCAGCUGGCAAUAAUGAUAAAGCUUCCCACAUCAGUGUAGACAUCACUGAACUGAUCCGAGAGGCCUACGAGAAAUAUGGAAAUAUCCGUUCAGAGGAGGUUGAGAGUUCACGCAAAAGAAACAAACUGCAUGUGAUCCAGACUCUGGAGGAUACAACCAAGCAAAAUGUUAUCCGAGUGGUGUCCCAGGAAGUCAAAUUCAAUGCCUCGCACCUUGAUGAGCUGUAUAAUUUAUUUAAAAGGCAGCAUUUCCUCAGCUGCUACUGGACAAUGAAAAGUCCAGCUCUGCUCCACCAUGACCCCAGUCUGGCCUAUUUGGAGCAAUACCAGCUAGGUUUCCAGCAGUUCAGCAUGCUCUUCUCCCUGCUGGAGCCCUGGGCUUUUUGCUCCACCAAGAGCACCCUCUCCCUCUGGGCCUUCCGCCUGAUAGACGAGAACCAGGAUGGCCUCGUCAACUUCAAAGAGUUCUGCUGUGCCCUUGAUACUUUGUACAGUGGAUCUUUCACAAAUAAGCUGAAAUUUCUCUUCAAGCUCCACCUGCCACCAGCUUUCACAGGCAGUCCUUUGCACUUAAAGGAGCAAAGAAUCCAGCACUUUAUUCCAGUGACUGAAGACUCUUCUCACUUGAGUAGACUCACUGCAUUUGAUCUUCCAGAAGAUGGCGUGAUAAAGAAAAGCCCCGAGCGAGGCAGAGGAAAGGUUGACCUGCAGGCCUACCUGAAGCAAUGGCAAAAUGAAAUACUCAAGAAAGAGGAGACCAUCAAGGACCUGCCCAGAAUCAAUCAGACUCAAUUCAUCCAGUUCUCCAAAACCCUCUACAACAUUUUUCACGGUGAUCCAGAGGAGGAGACACUGUACCGAGCCGUGGCCCACGUGACCAGUCUCCUACUGAGGAUGGAAGAGGUGGGACGGAGGCUUCAGGAGCCGAGCAGCCCACCUGAGUCUAAAAAGCCUGCCAGCGUCACUGCUGCGGAGGAGCCUCCGACUGAAGAGGUCUCCACCACCCCCGAGAGCUCAGACACCUCCAGCUCCCACAACAGUCAGGAUGCAGGGCCCGACCUCUCGGAGACGGAGUGGUCGUUUUCGUUCGAGCAGGUCCUAGCGUCUCUGCUCAACGAGCCAGUCAUAGUCAACUUCUUUGAGCGGCCUGUCGAUGUUCAGGCGAAACUCGGACAAGCUAGGGUUGCCCAGCUGAAGCUAAAGGCAAAUAAGUGAAAGGAUGCACAAGUGAAUCGUCGCUUCAGAUUUACACCUAGGGGUCGCCAUACAUUUCCUUUCUCCUCCUGGGCAGGGCAGUGGAUUUUGGCGAGGCAGAGGGUGAGACAUCAUGGACGAAGAGGAGACAUCAGAGAGUCAGGCAGACAACGAUCAGCAGUGAUGGCUGAGGAAACGUAUGAAAUGCAGCAUCUCUAAGACACUGUUAACACCGUUCUGACCAAAACCUGCAGAGCAUUUUCAUGUCUAGUCUUGUUGCACACACAUUGUAGCUUCCUCAAAUCUGAUUAUGCAUUUCCGAUUUUGUCGAUGAAAUUGUUCCCCUCGUGUAGCUGCAGUUUGUUCAGAUUUAAAGUUACAGUUAAAACUACGUAGGUUAGUGUUGUAUCAGGCACUUUCACUACUCGUUCUGUAUUCAGAAACAGAAGAAUUUCUCAUCCCUCUGUCUCUGAUGUCAGGUUGAGAUCCAGUUCUUGAUAUAUAUAUUCUCAUUCAGAUUAAUAGUCACUGCUGUAAAGUGAAGUUUACUGUAAAUGAUAGUAUAGCCUGUGACUUCAGUGUCUUAGGGUGUGUGUUAUCCUCUAAACUUAUUGUGAGAAACACCAGCUUUCCAGUUAAUGCAGGCACAGAGCCAACAGGAGUUCGGUCAGUGAAGGACCAGGUGAAGUGUUGUCCCCGGAAGCCAUAAAUUUCAGAGACUAUCUGAGUGAAGAUGUCAGACAAAUUUUAUUGGGAGUAGUAAUACACAUUUGCAAUAACAUACAAUGGACGUGCUGCACUGCCACAGCACUCUCACCUGUCUCUUCUUAUAGCAGCACACAUGUCAACCAUCAUAUAGCAUGACUUCAUGUGUGUCAUACUUGAAAUAUGUAAUAUGUAAAGGUAGAAAUCCACACUGCUGCUGCAGGUGAAUCUCCUGCAUCCUCUGAAACUGUCUAAAAAUUGUGUGUUAUCUUCACACCGUGGCUGGUUUCUGUAUUAGCUUACGUCUAUAUGUUGGAAGUUAUGCUCUAGUGUCAGUGCAGCGUUUUGUACAUAAAGGUCAGUUCAAUAGUCGUGUGAUUAUUGUAUUUAUGAGGCUUAUAUUGAAAAUGUUGUAUAUGAGCUAGCAGACUGUUGUGGACAGCUGAAACCUUUUAGUUUUAUCAAAUCUCAGGGUGACAUUUGUGUAAAAUGAAAGGGAGAAAAGGGAUAUUUUUCAACCUGGGAUAUAUAAAGUAAAUGAGUUAUACAAAACCUACAUCUUAUCACUAACAUUAAAAUUAUAAAGCAUGUGUAGCAUAGUUACAGGACUUGUCAUUUUAUGCCAGCCUUCGAUUAACAGCCGCUUGCUACAGAAAGUCAGAUUUUACUUCAGUUUUUCUAUUUGUUUAAAUGAUUUAAAUGUUUCUGCUUCUUUACUUUCCUCUUGCCUCUGUCCUUGCUGAAUCAUUUGCACAGUUGUAGAUACGCCUUUAUCUCGGCCAGAUCUCAGAGGCGUUGGAUUCAAAAAAAAGGUCGUGACCACUCCUGCUGCAGCUUAUCGUCUCCGGGGGCCAAAAAUCAUACAUUUCUAAAUCUUUAGUGCUUUAGAUGCUUCUUAAGUGCAACUGAAAUUCAGUUUUUAUUACUUUGCUAUUUACUAGGAAUGCAAAAAGCUUUUUUUUAAUUUUUAUCAAGUACUUUGUCAGAACUGUAUUUAAUUGUGUAAUUACUGGGUCAGUUUGAUGUAUGUUGUUGGAGUACCUUGUUCAAAAUCGUAGACCUGAAACAAAAUCUGUCUCUGUUUACAUGACUAAUGUAAAAAAAUAAUAGUUUCACAUCUUAAAUCCAAAGCCUAAUCAGUGACUUUGCCUCAGCAUUAAACACCAUGAUAUAAAAGUACUAAGGCACCCGGGCUUCAACAAGAAAGCAUCUUUGUUUUCAUGAUUUCUAACUCACACCUGACCAUUUCACUACAACUAUUUCCAGUUUCUUGUCACGUUUGUAAAAUCUACAAACAUCUAAAUGCGAAUGACAAGUUGUUAUCGCAUGCUUAUUUAAUUUCUGAUUAUUUGAUAGUUAAUGAAGAUCAGCGAUCACAUAAGAAGAGUUUUCUUUUAAAAAUGUGUUUGUUUGUCUUUCUGUGACAAAUACACAGCUGUAAUUAAGAUGAACGUGUUUGUGUGUCUUCAGGCUCAGCGUCUUGGAAGAGGCACUUGAUGAAAAUGAUAGGUUGUGGUUUCUUCUUGCUGGGAUAAUAAAUGAUGACUUUGUAGAAAGUGAGGAAGAGAAAUAAGAUAGUUGGAAAUCUUCCCCUCACUCCGGCAUGUCUGCAGUUCUGCCAGUUAAGCAUCAGAGGUCGUUUGUGGUCAACUAGAGCAUUUGAAGUCUGUAUCUUUUAAUUGAAUGCUUAUUUUGCAAAAUAUGUGGCGGACAGAUAUUUCUGUUUACUUGCUUGAUUAUAUAUAUUUUUAUUUCCAUAAAAAUGUACAAGAAUAAAGAGAUAUGACUAUGA